Molecule: messenger RNA, 2049 nt
Organism: Chenopodium quinoa (quinoa)
Lineage: Eukaryota; Viridiplantae; Streptophyta; Magnoliopsida; Caryophyllales; Amaranthaceae
Product: 7-deoxyloganetic acid glucosyltransferase-like
Exons: 2
Coding region: 125-1591 (488 amino acids)
Molecular function (GO): UDP-glycosyltransferase activity
Source: RefSeq, a predicted model, not a curated record
ACCAAUAAUUCUAUCCAACUAUAUACUAUAUAUAUAUAUUCCACAACUAUAUGUUUAUACACCCAACAUAGCAAAUAUAUCAAUCUAAAUUCCAAGACCAAAAAUAUUGUAAGUAGUACCAAAAAUGGAGCACAAAUCAUAUCCUACACCUCAUGUUUUAAUCUUUUCGGUCCCAUUGCAAGGCCAUUUAACCCCAAUGCUAAACUUAGCAGAAAUUUUAUGCCUAGCAAAUGUUAAGGUAACCUUCCUAAACACAACCUACAACCAAAAACGACUUACCAAGUACACUGACAUCGAAGCUCGUUUUGGCCGCUAUUCAGGGUUUACCUUUAAGACGGUACCUGAUGGGCUUCCAGAUGACCACCCACGAUCUGGUGAUAAAACCAAGUUGAGAGAAAUGUUUGCCGCGUUGGCACGAAGUGUUAAGCCACUUCUGAAGGAAAUUUUUGUAGGAAAAGAUGAAGUUACAUGUAUAAUAUUAGAUGGAUGGAUGGGCUUUGUUAAUGAUGUAGCUAAUGAGGUAAAGUUACCGGUGAUUACAUUUAUGAUUCCUGGUGCAAACUUCAUUUGGACUCUUCAAUGUUUACCAAAGCUGAUUGAAGCAGGGGAAUUACCCUUCAAAGAUGAAGAUAUGGAUCAGCUAGUAAAGAAUGCACCUGGGAUGGAUAGCUUCCUCCGGUAUCGUGACCUUCCCUGCUUCUGCCGAGACAAAGACAUAUCUGUCUUACUUAAACAUCAAGACCAAUUCAACAGCGAGAUUCAACGAAUCAAGCAAGCCCACACCUUUAUUCUCAAUUCAUUUGAGGAUCUGGAGGGUCCGAUACUCUCUCUCAUCCGUGAGCACUGUAGAGGUGUUUACACCAUAGGCCCACUACAUGCUCACUUAAAAUACAGACUCAACCGGAAAGAAACAACACUGUCCAACACCUCCUCUAGCGACUUGUGGGAAGUUGAUCGAAGUUGCAUUUCGUGGUUGGACCAAAAGCCGGACAAAUCUGUUGUCUAUGCAAGUUUUGGUACCAUUACUACCAUCACAAAGGACCAGAUGAUGGAAUUUUGGGCAGGACUAGUGCAGAGUAAGAAGUACUUCCUAUGGGUCAUAAAGUCUGAUAUCAUUACAGGAAGUGGCUCAGAUAGUCCAGCCCACGAUGACCUUGUGAAAGAAACCAAGGAGAGAGGAUGCAUAGUGAGCUGGGCUCCCCAGGAAGAAGUAUUGGCUCACCGUGCUGUUGGUGGGUUCUUCACCCAUAGUGGAAGGGGAUCAGUGUUGGAAAGCAUAGUGGCUGGGGUGCCAAUGCUUUGUUGGCCUUACUUUUCUGAUCAUCUGGUGGACAGCAGAUUUGUCAGUGAUGUCUGGAAGAUUGGCCUCGAUAUGAAGGAUACAUGUGAUAGAAAAAUAGUGGAGAACAUGAUCAAAGAUCUUAUGGAGAGAAAGAAGGACGAGCUGGGAACAUCGGUGUCUAAACUCUCACAUUUAGCAAAGAAGAGCAUAAGUGAAGGGGGGUCUUCAUAUUCAAAUCUUGACCAGUUAAUCGAGGAAAUAAAAGGGAUGACCAAGAAGGAGGAGCAUUAUAUAUCAUCACCCCAGUGAAGAAAUAGGGUGGUAAAUGAUAUUUGGUGUACUAGACAGUUGUUAGUCCGGUUCUUAAUAGUUUGGUGUACUACACGGUUUUGCUAAUCCAUUAAGGAAUAGAUUUUACGUCUAGAAAGAAUUAGUUUGUUAUUGUUAGAGAUCAUGGUCUGUUAAAUGUUUAAUUUCUAUGUAAUUUAGGAUUCUCUGUUGUUAGAUUAUUUUAUGAUUCAUGUUGCUUAUAUAAAGGGCUUUAAGAUGUUAUUAUUUUAUAUAAGCAUGGCUGAAUUACCAGAAUGCCUGUCAAAAAAAAAAAAAAAAAAAAAAAUGGAUAAGAUGCUUAUUCUCUGAAUGUAGCAUUUGCAGUUAGGUUUAUAAUUUGAUCUAUUUCAUCAAAUUGUUUUAGACGAGGCUCAAAGUGGCUAAUGAAAAAGAGGAUUUGUAUUUAAAUGGUUAAGGAAAAUAUUACGGCUACAAAA